Alosa sapidissima (American shad) is the source of this 3302-nucleotide messenger RNA. RefSeq names its product zinc finger and BTB domain-containing protein 7C. The transcript is spliced from 4 exons. The record is from RefSeq and is a predicted model, not a curated record. Bases 565 to 2511 code for a protein of 648 amino acids. Lineage: Eukaryota; Metazoa; Chordata; Actinopteri; Clupeiformes; Clupeidae. Gene Ontology annotation, biological process: regulation of transcription by RNA polymerase II. Gene Ontology annotation, molecular function: DNA-binding transcription factor activity, RNA polymerase II-specific; protein binding; RNA polymerase II cis-regulatory region sequence-specific DNA binding.
CACACCUUCUGUGCAAAAAUUUAGCUCAUCUCCCACCCCCUCUCCUUCUCUCUCUCUCUCUCUCUCUCCUUCUCUCUCUCUCUCUCCCUCUCUCUCUCUCUCUCUCUCUCUCUCUCUUUCUCUCGCUAUCUCUCAGUCAUUUCUCUCACUUUCGUUGUGUCUCUGACAGAGGAUAACACCCUGCUUCCUGACAGGGACUGAGACCGAGAAGAGCAACAACUCAGAGAGCACCACAGAAAGACGAGCCAGCCUCCUCCCGGAGCGGUGAGGCUGCCUGCCUGCGAGUGGAGCGCUGGGGAGAGCCGCUCAGACACUUGUCCUUUCUCUUGCGCCAGCCCCGUGUGGAUAUUUACCCGUGCUGCUCCGGCUUCUGUGAAUGAGUGGGGGAGCGUGACAGCGGCGAGCUGUGAAUGGACAGGCAGCUUUGUCUUAGUCUGAAGGGGGAGAUGUGAUGAGAGAGCACUGUGACUGAACAACACUUCUUAGUCUGAGGGAUUUACACCAAAACAAAAGAAAAAGAGAGAAACAUACCUGAAGAAAAGAGGAGAUAUCUAUCGGCUGACGAUGGCGUACAGAGAAGAGGACCUAAUUGGGAUCCCGUUCCCCAACCACAGCAGCGACGUGCUCUGCAGUUUGAACGAGCAGCGGCGCGAAGGUCUCCUGUGCGACGUGGUCCUGAUCGUGCAAGAUCAGGAGUACCACACGCACCGCUCCGUGCUGGCCGCCUGUAGCCAGUACUUCAAGAAGCUCUUCACCGUGGCAACGGACACCAGCGAGUCGCACGCCGUGUACCAGAUUGACUUUGUGGGGCCGGAGUCCCUGACGGCCAUCCUAGAGUUCGCCUACACCUCAACCCUCACGGUCACUGCCAGCAACGUGAAGCAGAUCCUAAAUGCCGCACAGAUGCUGGAGAUUCCCUGCAUCAUCAAUGUUUGCCUAGAGAUCAUGGAUGGAGGCGGGGGAGAGGAAGGCGGAGGUGGCGAGGGUGGAGGAGGAGGAGGAGGGGACCACGGCUACGAGGAGGAGGAGGAGGAGGAUGAGGACGACGAAGAGGAGGAGGACGAUAUGGAGGAUGAUGCGGAGGAGUCCAGGGAAGAGGAACCUGAAGAGCCCGAGGAUGACACCAGUGAGAAGUCCACCCAGGCGUCCGAGCAUCAGGAGGCAGGCGCCCUGGAGCAGGGAGAGACGGCCGAGCGUGGGGAGAGCCCGCCGUGCAGCUCCAAGCAGGAGCAAAGCCACAGCCGGCCCGAGAGGAGGUGUCAGGAGGAGAGCCCGGACAAGGGCCGCGAUCCAGACGGCCUGGAGGGCCGAGCCCUGAAAGACUUUUCCAUUGAGUCACUGCUCCAGGAGGGCCUGUACCCGAAGAUGCCGGGGCUGGAGCGAGGCUCGGGCUACUCCCCGCUGCUGCCUGGCUUCUACCCUCCGAUGUGGGCCGCCGAGUUCCCCACCUUCCCACAGAUCCUGGAGCCCCACCACGCCCCCCACCCCUAUGGGCCGCAGAUGGAGAACACACCUCUGGACCUGGCCGUGAAGAAAGAGGUCAUCCAGGAGGACCUGAAGGAGGAGGUGGCCCCUGGGCUGCUGCACCGGGACUUCCUGAAGGAGUUCAUGGGCCCAGGGCUCGGCGUGCUCCCGGAGGCCCAGCUGAGUCAGAUCAAGGACGAGGCGGACCUGCGCUCCUACCUGAGCUUCCUGAGCGCCUCUCACCUGGGCGUCUUCCCCCCCUGGCAGCUCGAGGAGGAGCGCAAGCUGAAGCCCAAGGCCUCACAGCAGUGCCCCAUCUGCAACAAGGUGAUCCAGGGAGCGGGGAAGCUGCCCCGCCACAUGCGCACACACACAGGGGAGAAGCCCUACAUGUGCACCAUCUGUGAGGUGCGCUUUACCCGACAAGACAAGCUGAAGAUCCACAUGCGUAAGCACACCGGCGAGCGUCCCUACAUCUGCCUCCACUGCAACUCUAAGUUUGUGCACAACUACGACCUGAAGAACCACCUGCGCAUCCACACAGGCGUGCGGCCCUACCAGUGCGAGCACUGCUACAAGAGCUUCACGCGCUCCGACCACCUGCACCGCCACCUGAAGCGCCAGAGCUGCCGCGUCUCGCGCCCGCGACGGGGACGCAAGCCCGCCGCCUGGCGCGCCUCCAACUUCCUGUACCCGACCGACCCCCACCUGCACCAAGACAAGGGCCUGGCUGCCGGGUGCCGGCUGCUGCCCACACCUUUGCCUGCCCUGGGUGCCCGCGGCCUGGCAGAGAGGCGCCCGCAGGGGGGGAGAGCUCUAGAGGACUGUGAGGGUGGCGGCAGGGAGGCAGCGGAGGCGCGGCUGGUGGACAGGAGUCACAUGGCCGGGGAGGCGGAGAGGAAAAGGGGGGUGUUCUCCUUCACCCUGGCCCGGGACGAUGUUCUGCCCCACGCACCCUUCCCGUUCCCCGCACCGCCGCCGCCACACAGCGACCCCUGGACUGUCAGGCUGGACAGGGCUCCACCCAUCCCUGAGGCAGCAAACUGACCUCCCAGAACUCCCUGAGUUUGCUGCUCCGCACAGAAUUUACGUAUGCAUGAGCAAAAACACACUCAGACACGGCACACAGAUAAACACACACACACACACACACACACACACACACACAGAUAAACACACACACACACACACACACAGAUAAACACACACACACACACACACACACACACACACACACACACACACACCACACCACACACACACACACACACACACACCAGUCAGGAGAACAGGAGGAACAGUGUGAAUCUGGAGGACAAGCUAUCUACAAUUGUAGUCUGAUCAAAUGCAAAACCUUUUUUUCCAAAUGAACAAUUUUGGGAGUUUAAUAUGUUGACAAAUAGUGACAUUUUAACAGCCUUUUUAUAUGGCAAUUUCCUUGUGUCCUUUAAGACAAGUGGGAUUUAAAUACAGGAGUUUCAAGGGAUUAAAUGUUUUUUUUUUUUUUCUAGGUUUCGGUUUCAGUACAUUUCUAUUUAUAAUGAAUUUGAUGAUAACGCUUUUGCAUUAUUGAUAUGGGUAAAAGGAGGUUUUGAGAUGUGUUGACAGUUCAGUCAGCUAUUUUGGCCACUAAAUGUGUAUGCAUCAAUUGAACUGAAUUCUGCUUCCAGUCUCAGACUUCAAUGCAAGAAAAGCAGUACAUUGUCUAAGCUCUCUGGUUUCUGAAAUCACUUAAAACAUAGAUUUUUCCCAGCCAUCUUACUGUGCAUGUCACUGUCACAAAUGACUUAACUUCUCCCUUGGGCCUCCACGUUUAACUGAUUAUAUAUAAAUUACGA